Rotaria socialis is the source of this 1536-nucleotide messenger RNA. The record is from the annotation of a GenBank genome assembly. Lineage: Eukaryota; Metazoa; Rotifera; Eurotatoria; Philodinida; Philodinidae.
AUGUUCUUAAAUGUAUUGACUUCCGCUAGUGAACAAUUCACGUUUCGAUGUAAAAAUUUCCUAUUAUAUUUAUUUAUAUUUUGUAAUUUUUCAAAAUUGUUAAUUAUUGAUGUUAAAGGAUAUGAAAAUGGCAUGAAAAAAACUGAUAUUGUAAAUGAUUAUUUAGAAAAAGGAAGAGUUCUAUUAACUACUGGACAAUUAGCAGAUGCCUUAACAAAUUUUCAUUCAGCUAUUGAUGCUGAUCCACAAAGUUAUCUUGCUUAUUUUCGGCGAGCGACAGUUUAUUUAGCCAUGGGAAAAUCGAAAUCAGCAGCAUCAGAUUUGAGUAAAGUGAUCGAACUGAAACCGGACUUUACUGGUGCGCGUGUACAACGAGGAAAUGUUUUCUUGAAGCAAGGUGAUUUUAAUGAAGCAAAAAUAGAUUUUCAAACUGCGCUACAAUCAGACGCGUCAAAUAGUGAAGCACACAAUCUACUGGAUUUAACCAUACAAAUGAGUCAAAAAAUGCAGCAAGCAGAAAAUUCAUUUCGAAAUAAAGAUCAUACAAAAGCUGCUGAAAUUUUUUCAGAGAUUGUCGAGCAUUGUCCAUGGGCAGUAAAAUUACGUGAACUUCGUGCUAACUGUUAUUUGCAAUUAGGUGAUACAUUGAAAGCAGUGCAUGAUCUUAAAGCUACAUCUAAACUAAAACCUGAUAAUACUCGAGCAUUUUUUCAAAUAAGCCAACUGUUUUAUUCAAUCGGUGAUGCUGAUGAUAGUCUAACAAAUAUUCGUGAAUGCCUUAAAUUAGAUCCUGAUCAUAAAGACUGCCAUUCGCAUUAUAUCAAAGUAAAAAAGUUAGCUAAACAAUUAGAAAUCAUAAAUGAUGCAACAAGUCAAUCACGUUGGAAUGAUUGUAUUGAAAAAGCUCGUGAAAUUCUCAAACUGUCUUCCGAUCCGUUAUCAUCAGUAUUUGUUUUUCGUGCACAUUCGUCAUUAUGUACAUGCAUGUCACGUGGAAAAUUUCCAGCAACAGAAACCAUUAAAAUAUGUACAGAAGUAUUAGAUACGUAUCAUGUAUCGGACGCGGAAAUUUUAGUUAGCCGUGCUGAAGCGUAUGUAUUACACGAGAACUAUGAGGCAGCACUAGCUGAUUAUAAACGUGCGCAUGAAAUAGAAGAUUCCAGUCGUAUCAAUGAAGGAAUGCAACGUGUACAAAAAUUAAUAAAACAAUCGAAAAAACGCGAUUAUUAUAAAAUUUUAGGUGUAAGACGAUCAGCUAACAAAGCAGAGAUUUUAAAAGCGUAUAGAAAACUUGCUAUUAAAUGGCAUCCGGAUAAAUAUGAAGGUGAUGAUAAGAAAAAGGCUGAAAAAAUGUUUAUUGAUAUAGCUUCAGCGAAAGAAGUUUUAACUGAUCAAGAAAAACGUGCUCGUUUCGAUGCUGGUGAUGAUCCCCUUGAUGCCGAAGAACAAGCUCAACAACGUAAUCCCUACCAUGGUUUUAAUCCAUUCGGUGGUGGCAACGAUCAAGGUUUCACGUUUCGCUUUCAUUUUAAUUGA